Messenger RNA from Mya arenaria, 2670 nucleotides. Its product is annotated as xaa-Pro aminopeptidase 3-like. The transcript has 7 exons. The record is from RefSeq and is a predicted model, not a curated record. Gene Ontology annotation, molecular function: manganese ion binding; metalloaminopeptidase activity. The coding region runs from base 7 to 1482 and encodes 491 amino acids. Gene Ontology annotation, cellular component: mitochondrion. NCBI's taxonomy places the organism in Eukaryota, Metazoa, Mollusca, Bivalvia, Myida, Myidae.
UUCAAGAUGGCAGCGCCCAUGAAGAAAAUGUCAAAGUUCAGGAACUGUAUUUACUGGAAAUCUCAGGGUACUGUUUCCUUUACUCUGUUUAAGAGAUAUUUUGGACAGCCCAUUGUUCAAACCCACCCACACUUAAUAGGCCAGGAUGAGGUCACACCAGGAAUAAACAAACAAGAAUAUCAGCAGCGAAGGACAUCCCUCAUCAGCAAUGUAGUGGAAAAGACUGCUGAAAGUAUUAGAAAUCAUAUAAUGAUUUUUCCCUCAGCCUCGAAAGUGUACAUGACUUAUGAUAUUCCAUAUCCAUUUAGACAGAAUACAGAGUUUUUGUACUUGUCAGGAUUCCAAGAACCAGACAGUGUGUUAGUUCUGCAAACAACUGAGAAUGGGUACAAAUCAGUGUUGUUUGUGCCGAAAAGGGACCCAGAUAGGGAACUAUGGGAUGGACCAAGAUCAGGGGACACAGGCGCUGUGUCAUUGACAGGGGUAUCAGAAGCACACAAUAGUGAUGACUUAGAAAAGUACCUCCACAACUACUGUAAAACACACUGUGAUUAUCUAGUAUGGUACAGUAUGACCAAACCUGUUCACCUGAAUUUCCAUAAGUCUGUGAUAAGUGAAUUUUUGAAGCAGGAAGGUCGGAAGUCUAUACAAAAUCCAAUUCAACUGUUACAUCAAAUGAGACUUGUUAAGUCUCAAGCUGAAAUAAAACUUAUGAAGAAAACUUGCCAAAUUGCUUCAGAAGCGUUUGUGGAUGUGAUGAGAUGUUCACAUGCAAAUAUAUCUGAGUCCACCCUGUAUGCUAAGAUGGACUAUGAGUGUCGAGUAAGAGGGGCCGAAAUCCUGGCCUACCCCCCAGUGGUUGCAGGUGGUGAGAGAGCAAACAUCAUCCAUUACAUCAACAACAACAACCUGGUAGGGGCGGGGGAGCUAGUGUUGAUGGAUGCCGGGUGUGAGUACCAUGGCUACACCAGUGACAUCACUCGCACUUGGCCUGUCUCAGGAAAGUUUACACCAGCCCAGAGACGGCUUUAUCUGGCACUAUUAGACAUCCAAGAAGCCCUUGUGACCUCGUGCCGUCCCGGAGUCACCCUUGCGGAACUGUACCAAGCCAUGAUGCAGCUGCUUGCCGUGCGAAUCAUUCUACUUGACCUUGUACCUUCUUCAACUAUGGCCAAAGAUGAGCUUAAGAUGAAAAAGAUUCUAUGUGAGUUGUGCCCUCAUGAUGUCGGUCACUACCUGGGAAUGGACGUCCAUGACACACCCUCUGUCAGCAAGAACCGGCCACUGGAACCAGGCAUGGUCAUCACUAUAGAGCCAGGUCUGUACAUCAAGUCCACAAACACCAUGGUACCUGAGGAGUACCGCGGUAUAGGGAUCCGUAUUGAGGACAACGUUCUUAUCACCGAGGGUGAUCCCAUAGUUCUGACAGCAGAUUGUCCUAAACAUCCCGACCACAUUGAGGCCAUCAUGGCACAGAGAUGAUUGUUCAACUUCUGUGGCAUCAAUAAUGAAUGGUCUCAAGUCUGAGUUUAGACUCAAGACUCAAUAUUGAAUAGCUUCAUUUCAUUGAAACUCUCCUUCUGGCAGAGCAUUGAUGGUGUACUAUACAACUUUUUGAAUGUUUUGUUAAAGAAAUGGAAUAAAGAUGAUUUAUUUGUUCCUUCAUAAAAAUGCUUUUCUGAGUCUCGUUCUAGACUCAGACUUGAGACUGUUUGUAAUCGUGGCCCCAGGGACUUUGAAGCUUUUAAACAUUAUGUUUUUGCAUAGCAAAUGAACAUGGAAAAGAACAUUGUAGUUUGGUUUGGGGACAUCUUAAUAUAAAGGCAUGUAUCAUACGAUCAUUUUAUGAAAUUAUUUUUUCCUGAGUAAUUAUUUCUUUUUAAAAAAUAAGACCUAUAUUGAUCAGUUCAGGCAUAGUUUAUAUGAUUUUAAGUAAAUCUUCAAAUUUGAUUUGUGAUACACACUAAAUAUUUCCACUGAGUCUUGAUCUUACGAUAUUCUGUCUUAUGCAUAAUUAAGAUUGCCCCUUUGAUUUAGCCAUAUUUACAGUUUAAACACUAACUUGCAUUGAUGAUUUCAUUAAAUGCAGACAAGUACAUUUGUGGGUAAACUUUGCAGCGGCGAGAACCUCAUUAUUAAAGUUUUACAUGAACUUUUAAAUUGCCAACUUAUUUCUUAAAUCAAAAGUUUUGGUGCUGAAUGUAAGUAUUUUGUGCAUAGCUAAUUACAGAACUUGUAAAACUGCAUUGUUGUUAUGAAAAUGGGCCAUAUGUUCAGAACUGUGUUCAAGAUAAGUGCGUGAUUAAAGACAUCGUUGUAAACUUUUAAUCUUGAAACAUUUGAUAAUUCUCUUACAUACAGCUGGAACAUUUGUCUCAAAUCUGGUUAGAAAUACAGCAGAUUACAACUGUAUCCAUUACACUUCAAGAGGAGUAACAAUUUGAAUGUUAACAACGAUGAUGUUCAUAAAGAAUCGGCCCAUUGUUUUAAAAAUAUAAGAGCUUAAAGAUACAAGUAUAAUUCAUUAUUGGGUUAUUCUACAUUGUAUAACUGAUAUUUUGUUAUCCUAAUAAACAAUUAUUCAACAGAAUUUCUUUACGAAAAACAGUAUUUUUUAUACAAGUUGUUUACCAUUGUAAUGAAUAGCUUUAUUAAAAAAUAUGAAGUGUU